AUAACAUUUUUCAUAUCCAGCAUUAGAGAGCCAUUAAAUACAGAUUAGCAAACCUAUAACUAGGGGGAAAAAAAAGAAAUUAAAAGGCGCAGUUCCAAUGGAAUUAUCAUCCCACGCUUUUUGGAGAGGGCGAUGAAAGCUCCAGCUCCAUGAACCAAAGGGCAUGGGUAUGGAGUCCAGCAGAGAAGAAGUGCAUCUUUCUCCUCCAGCGAAGGAACACCAAGGCAACACUUCUCCAGGUCCACGCUUUCAUGAUCCAAAACGCCCUCCAAACCAACGUUAACCUCCUCACUAAACUUAUAACCACCUUUGCCACCGUCGUCCCCGCAUCUGGUAUCCACCAUGCCCGCCGUAUAUUCGACUUCUGCCAUCGAAAGAACGACACUUUUCUUUGCAAUACAAUGAUUAAAUCCCAUUUAGCUGCGCGUCAGUAUAGUGAAGCUACACGUCUGUAUACAUAUUUGCUAAAAAAUGAAGCGUUUAAGCCAGACAACUACACAUUUUCCAGCCUUGCUAAGUGUUGUGGGCUAAAUUUGGCGGUCUGGGAAGGCUUGGGGAUUCAUAAUCACGCUAUGAAAAGUGGGUUUGUAUCUAAUUUGUAUGUUGGGACUUCAUUCGUUGAUAUGUAUGGGAAGUUCGGAGAAAUGGGUUUUGCGAGAAAGAUGUUCGAUGAAAUGACUGAGAGAAGUUCCGUUUCUUGGACUGCUCUCAUUGAUGGGUACGUGAAAAAUGGUGAUAUGGCUGCGGCUUUGGGACUUUUUUAUUUUAUGCCGGAGAAAGAUGUGGCCGCCUAUAAUGUGAUGAUUGAUGCUUAUGUAAAGAUGAGGGAGAUGGGUUUGGCUAGGAGUUUGUUCGAGACAAUGCCGGAGAGGAAUGUAGUGUCUUGGACUAGUAUGAUUGAUGGUUACUGUAGUAUUGGUGAUGUUGAUGAAGCUAGGUUGUUUUUUGACGCGAUGCCAGAGAGGAAUUUGUUUUCUUGGAAUGCAAUGAUUGGGGGAUAUUGCCAAAAUAAGCAACCCCAUGAGGCUUUGAGGUUGUUUCAUGCGUUGCAACUGGAGAGGAUGAUUGAACCAGAUGAUGUUACUCUUGUGAGUAUUCUUCCAGCUAUUGCUGAUCUCGGUGCUCUUGAAUUGGGGAGCUGGGUUUACCAUUUUGCUAGGAGGAAAAAAUUGGAUAGAUCAUCAAAUCUUUGCACUGCCUUGGUUGAUAUGUAUGCAAAGUGUGGAGAAAUUGAGAAAGCUAGAGGUGUUUUUGAUGCCAUACAGUUAAAAGAAACAUCUAUAUGGAAUGCUUUGAUUAAUGGGUUGGCAGUGAAUGGGCGUGCUGAAGAAGCUCUAGAGGUAUUUUUGGAGAUGAAGGGUAAAGGGUUCAAGCCAAAUGAUGUUACCAUGCUUGGAGUUUUAUCAGCUUGCAACCAUGGGGGUUUAGUGAAGGAAGGAAGGAGAUGGUUUAAAGCAAUGGAAGGAUUCGGGCUUACCCCGAGAGUUGAGCAUUAUGGCUGUCUUGUAGAUCUGUUGGGAAGGGCAGGAUGUCUGGAUGAAGCUGAAAGCUUGAUUGACCGCAUGCCUUAUGAGGCUAAUGGAAUUAUAUUAAGUUCUUUUCUAUUUGCUUGUUACUAUGCUAAAGAUAUUUCGAGGGCUGAGAGAGUAAUAAGAAAGGCAAUUGAUAUGGAACCUUGGAAUGAUGGGAACUAUAUUAUGCUAAGAAAUCUUUAUGCCUCUGAGAGAAGAUGGAAUGAUGUAGAGGAGAUCAAAGGUUUGAUGAGCAAAAAGGGGGCAAAGAAGGAGGUAGGUUGUAGUGUCAUCGAGAUCAAUGGCAAGGUUUGUGAGUUUGUUGCUGGGGAUAAACUGCACCCAGAGUCAGCUGUCAUACACUUAGCCAUGGAGCAUUUGCAGUUGCACAUGAAGGCAGAGAGUACUUAUUGGUUCUGAACAACUUAAACUGACUGAAGCUUGAGCAAAGGACAAGCUUGAUGAUCGAGUUGCAUCUUAAUCUGAGAACUCCUUACAGAGGACCUACAAUUAUUCGUUGAAUAUCAAAAGAAUCAUCUACCAUUAAAUAACCGUAAGAAGCGUGAAGAUAUACAUUGGUCAUUGAGCUUUCUUUUGUUUGUUUCUCCUUCAAUUAGGGCUCAAAAAUUGUUGAAUGGUGUGUGGAAGAGGAUGGCUUAUGCCAAUAACUUACUUGACCAUCAUUGCCAGGUUUGCCAACAGCACAGAUGUUGAGCUUGCUGAUGGGGACCCUUCAUAGGCAGUUUAUAGAGAAAGAUGUGAACAGCUUAGAGGAUUUCCACAUGGCAAUUCUUGACAUCUUCAGCACCAUCAAUGCGGCAUUACCUGGUAAACACUAUGAUGUUCCUCCUCUGAAAGAUGUUGAGGUCUCUUUCUCUCUCUCUUCCUGGUGACCAUGCAUUUCUUAAGUAGGCCUGUUUCAAAGAUCUCUCAAGCACACACUCAUUCAGACACUCGCAUUGAGAAUUCCUGGUAACCAUGGAUUUUUUGAAUAGGCCUAUUUCAAAGAAUGGAGUUCAGCCGACGAUUCAAA
Molecule: messenger RNA, 2544 nt
Organism: Coffea arabica (coffee)
Lineage: Eukaryota; Viridiplantae; Streptophyta; Magnoliopsida; Gentianales; Rubiaceae
Source: RefSeq, a predicted model, not a curated record